AGGGUGCUAGGCGUGCACUGCUGCAGGGCCUCAUCAAGUCCUCUGAAUGAAUGAGUGGACGGCUGCCCAUGGCACUACAGUGGAGACUCUCCAGGCCUCCCCUGACAAGGAUUUCCCCCUGGCUGAGUUUGAGGAUUGAAGGAGGGCAGUGUGUAAGCCGAAGUCCUGUAAUAAACCAAGGCCUGCUGUAAAAGAGAAUUCAGCUUCUUUAUUAAAGCCAACACAAUGCAGAGGAGAAGCUGUAAAGGGAAAGGGCGCAGCACGCACAAACCACAGCCCGGUCACAAGGGGCAUUGCAAAUAUGGAUUUGUAUUCUGCAGGGCUUAUCUCCCUUUCCCUGUAGCUUGACUAAGGAAAGAGGAUAAGUAAACAAGACAGAUCUACUGGCAGAGCAGAGCAGCGCACUGCUGAAAGACCAGGAGGUGCUUCCAUUUGCCAGCUAUCCUAGCAUGCAGUUCUCCUCAGUGGACCCACCCAUGCCCUCACCACCAUACUACUCCAGUCAAAACUAUUAUCCCCAGUAUGGCGAGGACUGGUAUACUUCCUCGACGAUGUACGAGCUGCGGAAAGGACUGGUGGAGAGCAGCUAUGACAUGCCGAUGGAGGAAAAUGCUCCACCAGUGUGCAAGCGGCCUAGGCAGGCUUCUCAUGGCAGUCGAGUCAAAGGGGAGGAGCUGUGUGUGGUGUGUGGUGAUAAGGCAUCAGGCUACCACUACAAUGCGCUUACCUGCGAGGGCUGCAAAGGCUUCUUCAGGAGGAGUAUUACGAAGAAUGCAAUUUAUAAGUGCAAAACUGGGGGGCGCUGUGAGAUGGACAUGUACAUGCGUAGGAAGUGCCAGGAAUGUCGGCUCCGGAAGUGUAAAGAGAUGGGAAUGCUGGCAGAAUGUCUGCUUACAGAAAUCCAGUGCAAGUCUAAACGACUAAAGAAAAAUACAAAGACUUCUUCAGAAGAGUCAGGUAUGGAUCAAACCAAAGGUGGAAGUAGUGGAGAUACCAAGCAGGUCACCUCCACCACAAAGCUUUCAAAGGAGAAAGUUGAGUUUUGUCCAGAUCAGCAGACCCUGCUGAACUACAUAGUGCAUGCUUAUAAUAAACACCGUAUACCCCAGGAUAUGGCGAAAAAGCUUCUUCAAGAGCACUACAGUACAGAAGAAAACUUCAUUUUAUUGACAGAGAUGGCAACUAGUCAUGUACAAGUGCUUGUUGAAUUCACCAAAAAUAUCCCAGGUUUCCAGACCCUGGACCAAGAAGACCAGAUUGCUCUUCUUAAAGGUUCAGCAGUGGAGGCCAUGUUCCUGAGGUCUGCACGAGUCUUCACCAAGAAGCUACCUCACAGACACACUGAAGUCCUGGAGGAGAGGAUACGAAAUAGCGGUAUAUCAGAACAGUAUAUAAUCCCUAUGUUCAACUUCUAUAAAAGCAUCAGGGAGCUCCAAAUGUUACAAGAGGAGUAUGCUCUUCUCACUGCUGUCACCAUCCUGUCUUCAGACCGUCCCUAUGUGAAGGAUCAGGGGGCUGUGGAGCAGCUGCAGGAGCCUGUGCUGGAGAUCCUGCACAAGUUCUGCAAGCUGCACCAUCCACAGGAGCCGCAGCAGUUUGCGCGUCUGCUGGGAAGGCUGACGGAACUGCGCACGCUCAGCCACCACCAUGCUGAGAUGCUACUCUCCUGGCGUGCCAACGAACAGGAGCUCACGCCGCUGCUCUGUGAGAUCUGGGACAUGUAGCACCCCCAGAGGGACACAUCAGCUGGUUCAAAGGGAAACACGAUGAAAGACAGUGUGAAUAUGAGAAUGCCUCAUUUGCAUAUUUAAUGUAUAAUGAAUGGUGCUAUAUCCAAAAACUACAGGUCCAUCCAGAGUGCAUACUGAUUGACUAGUUUAUAGAUCCAGACCAGCACAACCUGUUUGAUUGUAAACAUUUUCAGUCUGGAAUUCACCGCCAUUCUGAAGUCUGUAUGUCUUUCCAAGCAUAAAUUGAAAAUGUACGUUUUAUGAGUCAUAUAAUAAGAAGACUGCAGAAAUGAGAUGGUGGAGUUUUUUUUGCUGAGGUGUCUUUAAUGCAACUCAACAAAUGCAUGCAUGCUGGAACAUGAAAUAACAGUAUUGUUAAAUAAUUGUAAAUCUAUUUGUAAAUUAAUUUUUUUCCUGUUGAUCAUAACAGUGGAGUCGGAAGGAGUUUGACCUUGGGGGGGCCUAAUUUGGAGUGGUGGUGGCUGGGGGAGAUAUAUAUUGGGAUAUUGCAAUGGGCAUAACAUGCAAUACUUACAUAGUGAAAGGAUAUGAUGUAAGAAACACUUUAUUUAAGGGGGCACAAAUUAUUAACUCAGGUAAUACAGUCAAACCUCCCUUAUCCGGGCAUAAUGGGACCAAGGGAUGCCGGUGACUUAGAAAUACAUGAACAGUACAGUACAACGUACAUGUGUACACAUACAAAUUACAUGGUAUUUAUGAGGUACAAGGCUUAUAAUAGGAUGUUAUUUCAGUCUGAGUUAGCGAAUCAUCCAGUUUUUAACCAGCAUCAAGUGAGGUGGAUGAUUUUUCUUUGAAAUAUCGCCUACCGUAGACUUAGCCACUCCAAAAUGGUCUGCAACAACUCUGUGUGAUUUUCCUUUUUGUAUCUCUGUAAUGAUAUUGAGCUUCUUUUGAAGGUACUUGACACUACGCUUCCUUUUUGAAGCAAUGGGUUUUGCAGUUUUAGAGAAGGGUCCAGCUGCAGACACCUGUAAAGUGGAGCUCCACCGGAAAUAUGUCACUUCCACAGGAAACACGUGAUCUCAACUCUGUGUUACAGUGAAUAAACCCUAACCCUAACCUUAACCCUAACCCUACAUGUUUCCUGUGGAGGUGACGUAUUUCCAGUGGAGCUCCACUAUACAGGCGUCUGCAGCUAGACCCUCUUGGCAGUUUUACAUGCCGCUGUAAGUUCAGCUCUGCCCACAACUCUCUGUAUGCCGUAUUCGUCACUUCCGUCUUCUGAAGUGAAAAGUCAACCCCAAGACGUCUCAGGAGCUCACUUAUUGAUUAUUAUUGGUUUGCUUUUCAUUGAUGGAUAUUACUGUGUAUGAUUUAUUUGGUUUAUUGGAUUUCUGAUUUUCGCUUUGCCCUUGUCUAUACUUUCGCUUGGGUUUACUUGCAAUUUGGUUUCAAGCUCUUGCCCGGAUUUUGGUUAACUUUUGGUUAACAAAGCGGACUUUGACGCUUUGAUCUCUGUGUAUGCUGUGUUUAUGUGUCAGGUGCGUAGGGAGUGACUGCCAUUUUUGUUUUGCGAGCUUUUGUUGUAUUCUGCUGUUUGGAUAGGGAGUAAGGUGUUGAAUUCGUCAUUGUGUUUUUGUUUUCUCUGCACUUAGGUUUUAGUUGCGUUCGGAAGCUGGAUUUUGCUUAUUGAUUUCGUUAUGACUCCUGAGUCCUUUUACACCGGGUUUAUUUGUUCUGUGUCCAUGGCGUGUCAAUAGGAACAGAAAAAUAUCUUUAAAAAAAUACCCCUUUGUCCACGUAUGUUCCCUUGUCUAUCGCACCCUGUACUUCCCUUACUCCACGUACCCUUUCCCCUUUAUACUGUUACGCCCCAACCCUAGACUGUGGCUCGUAACAACAGCUGCUGGUUGUGUAAAAUUAAUUUGUGCAUGCGAGUGUCUAGAGCUGCGCAGUAGAGGGAGGUGCCUGUAUAUUGGAGGUCCAAAUAAGGGAAGUUUGACUGUACUGAAGUGCAAAUCCUGAACAAAUACGGUACAUUGGUCUACUUGAGAUAAAAGAUGCGUCAUAAUUCAUUAAUGAAUAUUAAGUAUGAGAUCAGUAUUACUUGCUCCUUCAUUAGUUCCUUCAGUAUUUCACAAAUAUUUACAGAAUUAGAGAGAAAAUUGCCACAAUUUAUUAAUGAUGAACGAUCAUGAGAUCUGUAUGUAACUAAGACUUAUAGUUUGUGGUUAAUUAAUACAUAAUUAAUAGCAUGGUGCUACAUUAUUUAUGCUCCCCCAUGUAAAGUUACAAGAAUGAUUGCAAAAUAAUUUUAAAAUGAUAAAGAUUUAAUCAUUUAAAAUGAAACUAAAACGGUUUAGGGUGCAGUUUCAACUAAACAAAACAAAAAAAAAUAUCA
Brienomyrus brachyistius is the source of this 4092-nucleotide messenger RNA. RefSeq names its product nuclear receptor subfamily 1, group H, member 4 (gene nr1h4). Gene Ontology annotation, molecular function: zinc ion binding; nuclear receptor activity; RNA polymerase II cis-regulatory region sequence-specific DNA binding. The record is from RefSeq and is a predicted model, not a curated record. Bases 450 to 1724 code for a protein of 424 amino acids. NCBI's taxonomy places the organism in Eukaryota, Metazoa, Chordata, Actinopteri, Osteoglossiformes, Mormyridae. Gene Ontology annotation, biological process: cell differentiation; bile acid signaling pathway; positive regulation of transcription by RNA polymerase II. The transcript is spliced from 10 exons.